AUUGGUUAUCACCAUCAGUAACCAAUCAGUACCUACCAAUAACCACUAGCCGUCCCACCUAGCCUCAUUAGAAGCACCUGUCCUCAAGAUGGUAGACCGAGAGCACCUCCACGGCCACGUGUCAGCCAUAUUCUCCGCCAUAGACCGGAACAAGGACGGUAGACUCAGUUUCACUGAUCUAAGACUUGGUUUCCACGAGCUUGGUAUUAGCAUGCCUGAUGACGAAUUAAAGGACAUGAUGAACGAGGUGGACCAGGACGGUGACGGAGCUAUAAACUUCUCCGAGAUGCUCACUAUCAUGAUCAGGAUGCACAAACAGAGCAGGGAGUCACAGAACCUACAAAAGGUCUUCGAAGUCAUGGAUAAAGACGGUAACAAGAGAAUAAGCAAGACUGAGCUGAAGAAAGCGUUAAAGCUCUACGGAAACAAAAAAGUAUCAGCCUCUGAACUGGACAAAAUUAUGAUUGAGGUUGAUUUUGACAACGACGGAUACAUCAGCUUCGUAGAGUUUGCCAAUUGUGUUCAUCUCUUCAAAUAGAAAAAGUGCGCGCUCGCGUGAACUAAUGCUUAAUCUUCACAGUUGAUAUUGAUAAACCGCUGCUUUUAUUAUUUAACCGUUGUUAUAUCUGGGAAUUUACACUCAUUAAUUCUAACUCAUUCAUCAUUUAUUUUACUUCGUUGCAAUUAGUGUGGUGUACUAUUUUUUCGAAGAUCUUAAUCCUUUUUCAAAAUUUAAGUUCUUUUAACAGUGUUAUCGAUGUUUAACGUCGAUUUACUACAGCACAACUAAGAUUUUAGGGAUACUUUUAGUUUUAUAUCGACUGUUUCAGCUACUCCAUAUAAUGCAUUAGCAAGGUUACAACCAUUAAAAUCAUAUCUUGAGAGCUACCCAUUCGCCUUUUUCCUCACAUUUAACAAAUGUUUACUGAACACAUGUAUCUUCUAAGUGAUGAAAUGUUUUAAUGACACUAACUUUGUAGUUGUCUUCAGUGACAUAUAUAUUAUAACGUAAUUUGAGACGGAGAGCAGAGAAUUUUUGAAGCCGUUUAGAUUAUUUAAUUUCAAAUUACGUGUAAAGAAAACGUCACAAUUAAAUUUGAUAAUAAAUUAACGUUAUAGGACGUUUAACAAAAUUUAACUGUUUGUGUGUACUUUAUGAUUGAACCAAUUUGAAGCGUAUUUAAAC
This is a messenger RNA of Bolinopsis microptera, 1186 nucleotides long. RefSeq names its product neo-calmodulin-like. NCBI's taxonomy places the organism in Eukaryota, Metazoa, Ctenophora, Tentaculata, Lobata, Bolinopsidae. The coding region runs from base 89 to 538 and encodes 149 amino acids. The record is from RefSeq and is a predicted model, not a curated record. The transcript has 4 exons. Gene Ontology annotation, molecular function: calcium ion binding.